AUGUGCAUUUGGCUAAUCAACUAUAAUUCUGGUGAUAUUGUUAAUCAUUCUAUCAUCUAUUUAUUUGGCUUUGAUAAUUCCUAUGAUGAAAUCAUCAUUGCUGCUAAUGGUGAUACAAAAUUAGAGUGGCCUGUUAUUAAUGGAUUUUUUAAGAUAUUUGUAGAACUUCAUGAAGGUGUAAAUAUUAUUCAACUAUCUACAACAAAAAGUCAUUUAUCUUUUACAUUGAUUUAUCAAUCUAUUAUUACUGAAAAUUUUAUUCAACUUGUCUAUUUAACAAGUGUCAAUGAAAAUGAUUCAUUAUUUGAACAUAUACCCCGUUUUGUAUACAUGACUAAGAUUAUACAAUGUGUAUUAAAUGAAAUAUUAUAUAAACAAACGGGUUAUCGAAGAACAUUUCAGAUUGAAACAACAAAUAAAAUACAAUGCCAUUGUGUUAAAUUAAUUAAUAAAAAAGAUUUCUAUAUGAAAAUGAAUGGAGAAGAUUUAUAUCGACAAAUUUAUUUAGAAUCAAAUAAUGUUAUAUCUAAUAGAAAUAAGAGUAGAGUUAUAGCACUACUAUCAUUCUUAACAGAUAUUAAUGAUGAGUUUAAAAUGAAUGAAACAUCUGGAACAUGCGCAUUUGCCUAUGAUACAUUCACUGUUAUUAGUAUACCUUAUUUUAUUAAUUGGCCAAAAUCUUUAAAUGAUUUCUGGAAUAUUCUUAAUGUAAAAUCAAAUCAUUUUUUUUAUUCUGUUGGCGUUUAUUUACAUGAAUUAUGUCACUUAUACAGUGUUCAACAUGGUGAUAAUGAUAAUAUUAUGUCUCAAGGUUUUUCAGCUGCACAAAAUUUUUUUCUUGUUACUGAGCAGAUGUUAACAAUUAUGUUAAAUGGUCAAUGUUCAUGUUAUCAUAUGUCCUUGACUAGGUUAUCUGCAAAAUUACUAUAUGAAAACGGAAAAACUCAUCGUAUACAUGAAAAUUACUAUGAAUGUAUUUAUAAUUAUUGUCGUUUCCCUAUUGUAUUUUUGAAAAACAGAUCAAAACCAUCUCAGUGUUAUUGUAAUGGACGUUUUCAAUUUCAAAUUGAUCAUUGUGAUCUAUUACUAAAACAGUUGUGA
Molecule: messenger RNA, 1101 nt
Organism: Didymodactylos carnosus
Lineage: Eukaryota; Metazoa; Rotifera; Eurotatoria; Philodinida; Philodinidae
Source: the annotation of a GenBank genome assembly